Molecule: messenger RNA, 1257 nt
Organism: Microthlaspi erraticum
Lineage: Eukaryota; Viridiplantae; Streptophyta; Magnoliopsida; Brassicales; Brassicaceae
Source: the annotation of a GenBank genome assembly
AUGUCAGGACUCCAUAUCCAUCCUCACGAUCCUUCGUCUUCUUCCAGCUCUAUCGAUCAAUCCAAUGAAGCUUUCUUCGGUACCGGUGGUUUGUUUCUCGAACCGCCAGGCGUUUCCUCUUCCUUCUUCGACUCGAUCUCCUCCAAAUGCAUUUGCUCCGACUCCGAGCCUGUGCAUUUCACCGGUUACUGGAGAAAACAAACCCGUCUCCGCUCCGGUAAGGACUCGCUGUUCCUCUCCGUGAGCUUGAGUAAAAACGGAUCCGAGCGGGAAUGUAAGGACGCUUCGACGGAAAACGAUGAAAUCCGCGGCAAUGGAAAUGGAAAACGAAGAGUUUUCGGUGGAGUGAGGAGAAGCGGCACCAUGAACACACGGAAGCAUCUCUGGGCCGGUGCUGUAGCUGCCAUGGUUUCCAAAACUUUCUUAGCUCCACUUGAGAGACUAAAGCUGGAAUAUACAGUUCGUGGUGAACAGAGGAAUCUGUUGGUGGUUGCUCAGACAAUUGCGACGACGCAGGGGUUUAAAGGAUUCUGGAAAGGCAAUUUGCUCAAUGUUCUCCGAACAGCUCCUUUCAAAGCCGUCAAUUUUUGUGCAUACGAUACGUACAGAAAGCAAUUGCUUAGACUCGCUGGGAAUGAAGAAGCAACCAACUUUGAAAGAUUUGUUGCUGGAGCUGCUGCUGGGAUUACUGCAACUGUACUCUGCUUGCCUCUCGACACUAUACGAACCAAGCUAGUGGCUCGGGGUGGAGAAGCCUUGGGUGGAAUCGGAGGAGCGUUCAAGUAUAUGAUCCAAAACGAAGGAUUGUUGUCUCUCUACAAGGGUCUAGCCCCGUCCAUAGCAAGCAUGGCUCUCUCCGGUGCAGUUUUCUACGGCGUGUACGACAUCCUUAAAUCAUCCUAUCUGCAUACCCCGGAAGGAAGGAAAAGACUCAAAGACAUGAAGCAGCAGGGUCAAGAGCUCAACGCUCUAGACCGACUCGAGUUAGGACCCAUCAGGACUCUCCUUUACGGUGCUAUAGCAGGUGCUUGUACUGAAGUAGCCACGUAUCCAUUUGAAGUGGUGAGACGGCAGCUUCAGAUGCAGAUUGGUAAAAACAAGCUCAGUGCUUUAGCCAUGGGGUUCAUGAUCAUCGAGAGAGGAGGCGUCCCAGCUUUAUACGCUGGACUUUUACCUAGCUUGCUCCAGGUAUUGCCUUCUGCAGCGAUAAGUUACUUUGUCUACGAGUGUAUGAAGAUAGUGCUUAAAGUAGAAUGA